UGUAAUGAUUUGCCGACUAUGUUUUGUCACUGCAGCAGCAGUCAAUUCAGACACCGUUCAUUUCCACUGAGCAGGGGUGCCCCGGAAUUUGUUCGGCUCCCUGCCUUUUCGUUAGUGGCCUGCACGGUGCUAAACUUUAGCGGAUGUUUCCGAACACCUCCUGAGUGGACACGCUCGAACACCCUGUGCUGCUGUGCAGGUGAAACUGUGAAAGUGAAUCACCAAGCCGGGCAGUAGUUUGGGUGUCAGUGAAAAGAAGCCUGGGCGGAUUUCUACCGAGGCGGCGUGGCGAUGCGGUGGAUCUGCAUGGCGGGUGGGUCCUUUAAUCGGGCUCCAAAUGCCGAGAAAAAUCCGCUUUCAGUCUUUCACCCACCCGGGUCUUCUGCGUCCGCGCAACCCGACCCGAUGUAUUUUAACCUGCCUCUGCCUCCCCCCUCGUGCCUUUCAAAAAUCCAAGGCAAAGAACAGCAGAGUCUCCAAUCUCGAGGAACAUCCUCUGGUCUUCCCCAGGUCUCCCGAUCACUCUUGCCGUUGAGCUGUGGCGCGAGGGUUCGGGCACGUUGAAUGGUCACGGGGAGAAAGGAGAAGAGGGAUGGGUGCUUUGGUCUGUUUGCAAUUUUUCAGUUGUUUUUUUCUUCUUUUUUUUAAAAAAUCGUUUAAAACCCGGUGCCACUAACAGACUACCAUGAGGAACCUAAUCAACUGAGCUAGCUUAGUUUGUUCGUAAAAUCACAAUUAAAAUUUAAAAUAAGAGUAAGUGCUUAAUCAGCAGCACAAAGCCAUGAUUAAACAGUUCAUUAUUCGUGCUAUGAAACGGUAAUAUAAAAUUUAGUUUUUUUAGACAGUAGAAAAUUCAGUUGUGUAUUGUGUGUGUGUGUGUACAGAAGACGUCGGUCAAUUCAGGGGUAGCUCGUGCAAGGAGGCAAUAUGAUAUUGUCGAAUUCACGAAAUUCUAUGGGGGGGAAUAUCUUUAGGGGAUCGAGAAUUCACGCCCUGAGUCAUGUAAGGGGGGAAUGUCUUGAGUACAACGCUGGUAAAAAUAUUAAAAGGAGAGCUAAAAGAAAAAGGGAAAGGGAUUCCUUUAAGCACUGCUGCUGAAUUUUUAUUUUUAUUUUGUUCCCUCCUCUCUCUCCUCUUCUCUCUCUAUCGGCGUGACGGGAAAAGGAAAAGAUGCAGGUUGUAUUCUACCGAUAGAAAAACAAAGAAAUGGAAAAGAAAAGAAAAGGCUUCGAAUCUCUCCUAAAGCAUGUGCAGAAAGCUCUCAAUUAUUUGUGCUAAACCAGCUCGCCGCUUCGCUAAUCUGUCAUGCGUGAACCCUAACCAAAAAUCCACUUCAACUCUGAUCCCUUCAGUUAGUCCAAACACCGCUAUCUGAAUUUACGUUUAAUUCCAGGAUACAUAUGAUUAUUUUAAAAGGAAAAUGCUGUAAGGUUCAAAUGGUUUCUUGUGAAACUGCUGCGUUCUGAAUGGGUCUUAUGAAGCAAUUUAAAACUACCUGAAGUGGCGAGUAAAAAGAUUAACACGUACUUAAAAAAUUGUUGCUUUCGGCGAAUAUUAUUUAAAAAAAAAUUGUAGAGUCCUACAGGCGGCAGAAUUGAAGUUGUAGGAGGCAGCACGGAACCAUCGUUUUCGAGAAAAUUAUUGGCGGAAGCCGCAGCGGGGCUCCACGGCCGAUUCAUUCCCCAGCCGUCUCGUUUAAAGAAGGCGAAGCAGCUGCUCGAUCUUGCGAACUGCGAAGCGAAGCGAAGCCCCCCAGCUCCGUCCGGCCCGCUUCCAAAAGCACACCAAUCCUCCUCGUGCUUGCAGCCGAUGUCGGGGCGGUAGAGGAAAGCAGCGGCACCGGUGCUCCGGCCAUGGCCUCUCGCCCCCUCCGCCCAUGACCCCAUGCCAUUCUUCUACUCCUACCAACGCCCCAGACACAUGCACCGUCCUUCUUCCCUGCUUCUUCCACACACCCUCCCAACUUGACCUCACGUCGCCAAUGCUUGCGUGCCACGACCAGCGCACGGGGGCUACCUACUAGAUAGAGCUGACUACUAUUCUGAGCACAAGUAGUGCUAGCAAGCUACCAAGCUCUACUCCCGCCAUAGCUCUAGCGGAGACGUUGGUGAGCUAGCUAAUAGGACGACUAGGAGGUUAGUUGGGGUGGGUGCCUGAGUUCUUGGCGUGGCAUUGCGGCGGCCGGCGGGGCCGUGUACGUGACCGGGGAGCUAGCUGUGCUAGGGAGAAUUUGUGUCUAUGGUAACGGCGAAGGAGGCGGCGGCGGCGGCCAUGGACGCGAGCAAGUACGUGCGGUACACGCCGGAGCAGGUGGAGGCGCUGGAGCGGCUCUACUACGAGUGCCCCAAGCCGAGCUCGCUGCGCCGCCAGCAGCUCGUCCGCGACUGCCCCGUGCUCGCCAACGUCGACCCCAAGCAGAUCAAAGUCUGGUUCCAGAACCGCAGGUGCCGGGAGAAGCAGCGGAAGGAGUCGUCGCGGCUGCAGGCGCUGAACCGGAAGCUGACGGCCAUGAACAAGCUGCUCAUGGAGGAGAACGACCGCCUGCAGAAGCAGGUCUCGCAGCUCGUCUACGAGAACGGCUACUACCGCCAGCAGACGCAGAGCGUACGUGCCCCUCUUCACUCUCCGAUUAUGCCUCACCACCUCCUCUUCCCACCCACUGCGAACCAACCAACAAACCCUCCGUUGCAGGCGGGCUUGGCGACGACGGACACGAGCUGCGAGUCGGUCGUCACCAGCGGCGGCCAGCAGAACGUCGCGGCGGCGGCGGCGCAACCGCAGGCUCAGCCGCGCGACGCGAGCCCUGCCGGGUUGAUGUCUAUAGCGGAGGAGACUUUGACGGAGUUUCUGUCCAAGGCCACCGGGACCGCCGUCGAGUGGAUCCAGAUGCCUGGGAUGAAGCCUGGUCCGGAUUCCAUUGGAAUCAUUGCCAUCUCGCAUGGUUGCGCGGGUGUCGCCGCGCGAGCUUGCGGCCUCGUGGGCAUGGAGCCUGCGAAAGUUGCUGAAAUCCUCAAGGAUCUACCGUUGUGGCUACGCGAUUGCCGGUCCAUGGAAGUGGUGAAUGUUCUGCCUGCCGGUAACAAUGGCACGAUUGAGCUUCUCUACAUGCAGCUCUAUGCCCCCACGACACUGGCACCAGCUCGCGACUUCUGGUUGCUGCGGUACACCUCCAUUCUUGAUGACGGAAGUUUAGUGGUGUGUGAAAGGUCGCUCAGUAGCAAGCAAGGUGGCCCAAGCAUGCCUCUUGUCCAGCCUUUUAUCAGGGGUGAGAUGCUUCCUAGUGGGUUCUUGAUCCGGCCUAGUGAUGGUGGAGGCAGUAUCAUACACAUAGUUGAUCAUAUGAACUUAGAGCCUUGGAGUGUGCCUGAAGUAGUGCGUCCACUUUAUGAAUCCUCUGCAAUGGUUGCCCAGAAGAUAUCUAUGGUGGCUUUGUGCUACCUUAGGCAGGUUGCACAUGAAGAUAACCAUUCUGUAAUAACUGGAUGGGGACGGCAACCUGCUGCUUUACGGGCUCUGAGCCAAAAGCUCACCAGAGGUUUCAAUGAAGCUCUCAAUGGGCUUGCUGAUGAUGGAUGGUCUGUGAUUGAAAGCGAUGGAGUUGACGAUGUUUGUAUCUCAGUUAACUCAUCCCCGAGUAAAGUGAUCAACUGCAAUGCAACUUUCAAUAAUGGACUUCCCAUAGUCAGUAGCAGUGUUCUCUGUGCAAAGGCAUCGAUGCUGCUGCAGGAUGUUUCUCCGCCAGCGCUACUACGUUUUAUGAGGGAACAGCGGUCGCAGUGGGCUGACAGUAAUUUAGAUGCAUUCUUUGCUUCCGCAAUGAAACCUAAUUUCUGCAACUUGCCUAUGUCUCGCCUUGGAGGAUUUGGUGGUCAGGUCAUACUUCCUUUAGCCCACACAUUUGACCCUGAAGAAUUCCUGGAAGUCAUCAAAUUAGGAAAUGCCAGUACCUACCAGGAUGCACUGAUGCAUCGCGAUCUGUUCCUGUUGCAGAUGUACAAUGGUGUAGACGAGAACACCGUAGGCACAUGUUCAGAGCUCAUCUUUGCACCCAUAGACGCAUCAUUCAGCGAUGACUCCCCACUGCUGCCAUCCGGUUUCCGCAUCAUCCCCAUCGACUCUCCUCUUGACACAUCUAGCCCCAACUGCACGCUGGACCUCGCCUCCACCCUCGAGGUCGGGACGCCCCGGAGCAGGAUGCCCGUCGGCGGCUCCGGGAACGCUGCAUGCGCCGGCUCCAAGGCCGUCAUGACGAUCGCGUUCCAGUUCGCGUUCGAGAGCCACCUGCAAGAGAGCGUGGCGACCAUGGCGAGGCAGUACAUGCGCAGCAUCAUCGCGUCGGUUCAGAGGAUCGCGCUGGCGCUCUCGUCCUCGCGCCUCGUCCCCCAGGUCGGCGUCGGCGUCGGCCACGCCCCUGCCGCCGCCGCGACGGCUAGUCCGGAGGCGGCCACGCUCUCCAGAUGGAUUUGCCAGAGUUACAGAUUUCAUUUUGGGGCUGAGCUGAUCAAAUCUGCUGACGCCGGUGGCUGUGAAGCUGGGCUGAAAGCCCUUUGGAAUCAUGCCAGUGCUAUACUCUGCUGCUCGUUAAAGGCCAUGCCGGUGUUCACGUUCGCGAACCAGUCGGGGCUCGACAUGCUGGAGACGACGCUGGUGGCGCUGCAAGACAUCACCCUGGAGAAGGUGUUCGACGACCAGGGGAGGAAGAACCUGUGCGCGGAGCUCCCCGGCGUGAUGGAGCAGGGGUUCGCGUGCAUCCCCGGCGGGCUGUGCGUGUCGGGCCUCGGCCGGCCGGUGUCGUACGACAAGGCGCUGGCGUGGAAGGUGCUCGACGACGACAGCGGCGCGCACUGCAUCUGCUUCAUGUUCGUCAACUGGUCCUUCGUCUCGUCCAUGUAAAAUGUUUUUUUUUCUUUUUGAAAACGAAUGUAAAAUGGUUGGAGAAUCUAAAAUAGUGCUGUACGGUAUUUUGCACGGGUGAUUAUGUCAGACAAAGGAUGGAUUCUGUUCAAUGCAGUUACCAUUUGGUAUCUCUUGUAUUU
This is a messenger RNA of Setaria italica (foxtail millet), 5036 nucleotides long. RefSeq names its product homeobox-leucine zipper protein HOX29. Lineage: Eukaryota; Viridiplantae; Streptophyta; Magnoliopsida; Poales; Poaceae. The record is from RefSeq and is a predicted model, not a curated record. The coding region runs from base 2239 to 4893 and encodes 884 amino acids. Gene Ontology annotation, molecular function: lipid binding; DNA-binding transcription factor activity; DNA binding. The transcript is spliced from 17 exons.